AUGGCAAGCUAUUCUCCCUAUCCAGAGGUCACCGUCCCCGAGACGGACCUGUGGAGUUUUCUUUUCCAGCGUCCCGAGCGGACGUUUCCCGACUCGAACGUAAUAUUGACCGAUGUGGCCACGAACCGUUCCUACACCUUUUCCGACGCCCGCAAACUCUCCCUCAACUUUGGUCGCACGCUCCAAUCUAAAUUCAACUUUCGUAAAGGCGACGUGCUCAGCGCUGUCUCGGGCAACUGCAUUGACCUACCCCCUAUUAUCUGGGGUGCUGUUUCAAUCGGCGCGGUUGUCAGUCCUCUCAAUCCGGGGUUCGGUGCCGCCGACCUGGUUCAUUAUUUCAAAGAUGCGGGCACCAAAGCGGUCGUCACCCAAAAGGCGCAAUAUGAAGCCGUUUCAAAAGCUGCGCGGGACGCAGGACUCGGCCAGGACAGAAUUAUCGUCAUCGACGAUGCCGCACAGGACGUCUGGCAAGCCGACCCAGCCGCUAUCCCCGAUGCUGCCUUUGCGGGGCGACACAGUCCUCCAGUUACCAAUCCCACGCAAGAUCUGCUCUUUUUAGUUUACUCAAGCGGAACGACUGGGCUACCAAAGGGGGUGAUGCUGUCGCACAAGAACGUUGUUGCAAAUCUGGUGCAGGCGGCCGCCAUUGACCGGUAUGCCGAUGGGAAAAUGUUACUUGAUCACACUGACAAGGCGCUUGCCUUUUUGCCUUUCUUCCACAUUUAUGGCAUAACUGGUAUCAUCAGCGCCGGGCUCUUCCUUGGUCUUAACACCUUCGUGAUGCCGCGCUUCGACCUUCAGACCAUGUGCCAGACUGUCCACAACCACCGCAUCACUUAUGUAUACGUUGUACCACCCGUUGCCCUCCAGCUGGCCCAGAAUCCCCUCGUCGACAAGUACGACCUACGCUCUAUCAAGUUGCUCAAUUCCGCAGCGGCCCCACUUUCCGUGGAACUGAUCCGUGCGCUGCACCAAAAGAGAGGCAUCCCCAUCCGACAGCAGUACGGCAUGUCGGAGACAGCGCCAUGCACGCACUCCCAGACAUACGAUGAAUCCAAGGAAUACCCAGGCGCAGUGGGACGUCUUAUCCCCAACGUGACGGCGAAGUUCGCGCCGAUUGCAGGCGAGACGCGCCGCUCAGCGAAAGAGGGCGAGCUGUGGGUCAAGGGCCCCAAUGUCUUCCUGGGCUACCACAACAACGCGGCGGCAACUACGGAGGCGUUUUCCGAGGACGGGUUCUACAAGACCGGAGACGUGGGAUACGAGGACGACUACGGGAAUUUCGUCAUCACGGACCGCAUCAAGGAGCUUAUCAAGUAUAACGGGUUCCAGGUGGCGCCAGCGGAGCUGGAGGGCCUUCUUCUGGGCCAUCCGGCUGUGGGGGACUGCGCUGUGGUGGGUAUCCCGAAUGGGCAGGCCGGGUCGGAGGUCCCGCGCGCGUACGUCAAAGCUGCGAAGCCGGAGCUUCAAAAUGAGGCUGUAGCGAGUGAGAUUGUGGAGUUUGUAAAGGCCAAGGUGGUGAAUUAUAAGCAGUUGCGGGGCGGGGUGGUAUUCAUUGAUGAGAUCCCCCGGAAUCCGUCUGGGAAGAUCCUGCGGAGGGAGUUGAAGAAGAUGUUCGCUAGUAAGAUUUGA
Molecule: messenger RNA, 1632 nt
Organism: Aspergillus campestris IBT 28561
Lineage: Eukaryota; Fungi; Ascomycota; Eurotiomycetes; Eurotiales; Aspergillaceae
Product: acyl--CoA ligase
Exons: 4
Coding region: 1-1632 (543 amino acids)
Biological process (GO): secondary metabolic process
Molecular function (GO): CoA-ligase activity
Source: RefSeq, a predicted model, not a curated record